Messenger RNA from Sphaeroforma arctica JP610, 585 nucleotides. RefSeq lists its product as hypothetical. NCBI's taxonomy places the organism in Eukaryota, Ichthyosporea, Ichthyophonida. The transcript has 2 exons. Bases 1 to 585 code for a protein of 194 amino acids. The record is from RefSeq and is a predicted model, not a curated record.
AUGACUUGGAAAGUAUAUGGCAUCAAGAGCCUGUUCCUUGGCAAGCACUCGGGCUACAAGAACCAGGGGGACAAUGCAGUGGCCAUGGGCAUAGGUACCCGCGCCGGCUACGUGAACCAGGCUCCGUACAGCGCCGGGUCCUUUGUUGUAAAGCCCGUGCGCAAUGCCUCUGGUGUGCACGAGCUGUACUACAACCCGCAGACGGGUGAGGUGACGUACACAUCGUCGUCCAGCGUGACCAAGAACCUGUGUGCCGAGAUACCAGUCACCAAGAUUGAUGAGCUGCUUGCGGGGGUCCGCCGGCUGCACCUGAGGCAGUUUACGUUCAAAGAGCCACGCGUCGACCAUGACAAGGAGGGUAAGCAUGUCUCGGUCGAGGAGUCCCACUACGGGUUCCUUGCCGAGGACGUGAUGGCCGUGGCUAGGGAGCUAGCGGUUGUGGGCGCCGACGGCGAGGCCGCCGAUAUUAAGUGGAAGGACCUGACUGCGCUGCUGCUGAUAAAAACAAACCGGCUCGAGGCCGAGAUAGUGUCGCUGCACGAGAAGCUUGCUCCCAAGAAGCGGGCGAAGAAAACCUCUGCCUAA